Daphnia magna is the source of this 1529-nucleotide messenger RNA. RefSeq names its product sulfotransferase 1E1. Gene Ontology annotation, biological process: sulfation. The transcript is spliced from 7 exons. Bases 229 to 1344 code for a protein of 371 amino acids. Lineage: Eukaryota; Metazoa; Arthropoda; Branchiopoda; Diplostraca; Daphniidae. Gene Ontology annotation, cellular component: cytoplasm. The record is from RefSeq and is a predicted model, not a curated record. Gene Ontology annotation, molecular function: sulfotransferase activity.
GAACUCAAUUCUGAAGAAUGUGAAGGUUUAAAAGAACGACUUUAAAUAGCAAAAAAAUCCCGUAUUGCAUUAUGACAGCAAUGAGAAAAAGGGUACGGUAAUGCACUUCAUUUCGUUGCUUACGAUUUAUCUAUUUCAAGAUGACCCAUUAAGCUUUAACCCCAAGUUUGUUUUUAUGUUUUCCUCCUUCCUUAUCUUCUCGCUGCAAAUAACAAACGUUGAUAAGCUAUGUGGUGCAUCGUAUGGUUUUUAAGUUCUCCUUUAGUCUUGGAACGAACUUGGAGCAAUCGGGAACUACACUUAUUACUUCAGCAAAUGUCGUCCGGAAACGAGAAAGCAACUAGUGCAACCACCAACAUCAAGUUUGAAGUGAUUCCAAAAACUCUGAUUAGUCCAUUUAAAGAGCACUUUCCUGGUUACACCGAAGGGCUGACCAGAGGCCAACCGGGUGGCUUUGUUUUGGCACCAGAAUACGCCAAACACGCCGACGAGCUGCUCAAUUUCCAACCCAGAAGCGAUGACGUUUGGAUAGUUACUUUCCCCAAAUGCGGAACUACAUGGACACAGGAAUUGGUAUGGAUGGUGAUGAACGAAUGCGACGAGGAAGCCGGAAAACAGCCGUUGACGAUACGAUCUCCUUUCCUAGAAUUUCCUUAUCUAACACCAGCACAAUCUGAAAACGGGCCACUGGAAUUGAAUAAAAUGGUGCCAGUCAAAGCGAUUGAAACGAUGCCUUCGCCUCGACUCAUCAAGACGCAUUUGCCUCUAUAUCUGCUUCAUCCAAAGUUGCUCGAUACCAGCAAGGUAGUCUAUGUGGUGCGCAAUCCAAAGGACGUCAUCGUUUCCUACUUUUACCACCACCGGCUGAUCAAAUUUCAGAAUUAUAGCGGAACUCUAGAAGACUUUGCUCAGUAUUUCAUGGAGGAUGAAGUGUUUUACGCGCCCUUCUUCCCUCACGCGUUGGAGGCAUGGGCUCAACGUCAUAAUCCCAACAUGCUCUUUCUUUUCUACGAGGACAUGAAUCACAACCUGAGGGGAGAAAUUGAACGUGUUGCUGCUUUUCUUGGAAAAACCCUAACGGGUGAACAGCUGGCCAGACUUGUUGCCCAUCUUCGUUUCGAGACGUUUGCGAAAAACGAUGCAGUCAAUUUCGAAGCCAGCAAGAAAAUGGGUUUUAUGAUCCCAGAAGGCCGUUUCAUUCGCAAAGAAAAUAUUUCUUUUGCUACAGGACAAAUAGGAGACUGGAAAAAUCAUUUUAGUGCAGAAUUGAACGAUCGUAUCGACCAAUGGAUAGAGAAAAAUUUAGCUGGAACAGAUUUGAAAUUCACCACAGAAUUAGAAUGACGUUCAUUCUGAAACUGGAUGACGAGAGGUUGGUAAAAACGUGUUGCAUUGCUGCCCUUAUUUUCUAAUUGUACUUUUCGAUUGAUAUUCCGCUUAUUUUGUGCUUUCUGUCUAUUACAAAUGGCAUUGUUUACUUACGUAUGAUCCAGUGGCUGUUGAUUCAAUACACUUAGUUAUUUUCACUA